Molecule: messenger RNA, 744 nt
Organism: Cyprinodon variegatus (sheepshead minnow)
Lineage: Eukaryota; Metazoa; Chordata; Actinopteri; Cyprinodontiformes; Cyprinodontidae
Product: CD209 antigen-like protein C
Exons: 6
Coding region: 1-744 (247 amino acids)
Source: RefSeq, a predicted model, not a curated record
AUGGAGGAAAUGUAUACCAAUGAGGAUUCUGCAAAACGUACUACUAACAAGAAAGGUUCUAGCAGCUCUAAGGAGAGGCUGUAUUUGGGUGUUCUGAUCUAUCUGUGGCUCCUGAAUGUGUUUCUGCUGAUCAGACUCUACAGCUUUGGUGUUUGUUUCAAGGAUCAAGGCCCUUUGACAGGAGGUCUCUCCAACAUCAAAGACAAUCUGACUCAUCAUCUCCAGGCCAUCAAUGACCAGCUUGCCUUAAUGACUGAACAAAGAGACCUACUGAAUUCAAACAUUACACAAAUGUCUAAACAGCUCAUCAGAUUUCAGAGUUUGUCCACUCAAGAGAAGAAAUGUCCGAAAGGAUGGAACAUGUUCGGGCAUUCCUGUUACUUCUUCUCUACAAACCCUGGCUCUUGGGAGGAGGGCAGAAAUGACUGCAAAAACAGAGGAGGAGAUCUGGUGGUGAUAGAUGAUGCUAAUGAACAGAGAUUUGUUUCUACAUUCGCUAAUAAAGCAGCAUGGAUUGGUUUGAAUGAUAAAGUCACUGAGGGAUCCUGGAAGUGGGUUGAUGAAACUUCCCUAUACCUGGCGAACUGGGAGGAGGAUCAGCCUGAUAACGGUGGAGGAGACCCAGAGUGGGGGGAGGAGGACUGUAUACAUGUCAGAGAUGAUAACAAGGCAUCUUGGAAUGAUCUUUCAUGUGAAAUUUCUUUGUUCUGGAUCUGUGAAAAAGUACCAACAUUAAGUGAAUAA